AUCCGACCCAAAAUUUUGUUCUGGGUUGACGCUGGUUCUUCUUACGAUUUCACUACAAAAAUGACAUACUACCCAACGUGUCAAAAUUACAUUCCAAACGUUUGCCCACUCACUUGCGCAAACGUACGUGGGAAGUGUCCCUCCGUAGAACCACAAAAAGGCGAAGUCCGGGUUACAAGUAAUAGCGGUCUGAAUCUCAACCCGUUUACGGAAUCUGGCAAUACGGCGGGUUGUUACAAUCCGAAAGAUCCGACGCAAUACAAAUGGACUUAUCAUGCAGGCGGGUCGUCUGGAACAGAUUCAUUUUACCUAGCGUCUCCUAAGACAGAUCGUCAAGAAUACUUAGUGACGAUUUGUAAAUCCCAACCGACGAUUUUUUUCAAAGUUAAAGCUGGUUUUUCUUACGAUUUCACGACAAUGAUGACGUACUACCCGAAGUGUCAAUAUUACGUUCCAAAUGUUUGCCCACUUACGUGCGCACACGUUAGUGGUUCAUGUCCCUCCGUGGAACCACAAAAAGGCCAAGUUCGGGUUACUGGCAAUAGCGGUCUGAAUCUAAACCCGUAUACGGAAUCCGGCAACACGUUGGGGUGUUACAAUCCGAAGGAUCCUUUUGAACAAUAUAAAUGGACUUAUCACGCAGGUGGAUCAUCUGGAACUGAUACAUUUUACCUUGCCUCACCCGGGUACGACCAUCAGCAGUACAAAGUAGUGAUAGGUUAAUUAGUCACUCAGUGGUG
Molecule: messenger RNA, 740 nt
Organism: Owenia fusiformis
Lineage: Eukaryota; Metazoa; Annelida; Polychaeta; Sabellida; Oweniidae
Source: the annotation of a GenBank genome assembly